UGAUCCGAACAGCUCCUAAAGGACCAGUUCGGUCUAGCCGGGUCCGGCCAGUCAUCCUCUUUCCAUUCCAAAGCUAAGGAAUCAAAUUCGAAUCAAAUUCGCCGGCCAUCAUCCUCGUCUCAUCACUCCUUACGACCACCACACAAAGCUAGAGCGGAAAGGCAAAAAAAAGGAAAAGAGAUGCUGAGAAGAAAACCGAGCAAGAUAGAAGUCAAGGUCGAAGACAAGGAAGAACUAGAAGAAGCCCGCAAGCGUGCCACCGCCGGCCCCGCUCCGCCCACCGGCGCGGCUUCUAUCCUCCACCAUUUAAACCGGAACAAAGACCCCUCCACCAAAUCCCAACGCAUCGGCCUCUCUUCCUGACAACAUCUCAAACCAAAUCUUCAAACAAAUUAGAAAAUUUACAAAGAAGACAUGGAAGUAGAGGUCAAGCUCCGCCUCCCAGACUCCACUGCUCACCAGAAGCUCUCCGACGUCUUAUCUCCGUUCCACCUCCAAACCCACUUCCAAGAAAACGUUUUCUUCGACGGCACAGCUGCCGAACUCUCGUCCAAGCGUGCCGUCCUUCGCCUCCGCUUCUACAACAGCGACAGCCGUUGCGUCGUUUCUCUUAAAGCUAAAGCCGUUAUUGUCGACGGCAUCAGCCGCGUCGAAGAGGAUGAAGAAGAGAUUGACCCCUCGCUCGGUCGCGCUUGUGUUGCCGAGCCUUGGCGGAUUGCUUCUGUAAACUCGUCGAGGAUCUUGAAGAGGGUUAAAGAAAAAUUUAGAAUCGGCGAUAAGGGCUUUAUUUGUAUGGGUGGGUUCAGGAAUGUUCGGGCGGUUUAUGGUUGGAAAGGGUUGAAGCUGGAGUUAGACGAGACGCAGUAUGAUUUUGGGACGUGUUAUGAGAUUGAGUGUGAGAGCGCUGAUCCGGAGGGAGUCAGGAAGCUGCUUGAAGCACUCUUGACGGAGAAUGGGAUUAAUUAUUCUUACUCUGAGGUUUCGAAAUUUGCCAUCUUUCUAUCUGGAAAACUGCCAUAGACAAGUAUCCACCUGCUGGAUGGUUGCAGAUACCCAUUGAUUUGGAACUGAUAAGGUCAAUCAGCGAUGGAGAUUACAUGGUGAACUGUUUCUGUCAACAAUUGAUCUGCUUCUCAUCUAGGACUAGGAGACAAUAAUUCAACAUAUACAUGUUUGUUCUGAUGCAAUUGUGUUCUCUAUACAAUUCCUUAGUUACCUGUGAAGAUCAUCAUUUUUCAUACUCCACAGUACUUUGUUCACUUCACUUCAAUUAUCUUCAGGAUCAAGGAAACCAUUAUUUGUUGUUGAGUUGGACAGCGCAUUCUGAUAAGCAAACUUAUAAAUUUUGAUGAAUAA
Nelumbo nucifera (sacred lotus) is the source of this 1356-nucleotide messenger RNA. NCBI's taxonomy places the organism in Eukaryota, Viridiplantae, Streptophyta, Magnoliopsida, Proteales, Nelumbonaceae. The record is from RefSeq and is a predicted model, not a curated record.